AUGCCCGAACUCUCUCGUCAACCGAAACGAAUGUCUCGGCUUUGGUUCCGAUCAUCCGUGAGACGAAGCGAUCAGAGCUCGCUGUCGGGGCCACCGGGGCAGACAAAACAGGUUUACCGGAGUGUUCUGCGUCGGUUGACACGUCGGCCGCCCUUGAACAAGACUCGAUCGUUGUUCGUCAUCCCUACAAAUAUGAAAUCCGAUGGUUCAUAUAUGAUGCCUAGGUUUAUACCACCCGAUGAGUUGGAUAAGCCGGCAGUUCCUUCCGACUCGGACAAAUGGAGGUCAUUUAUGUCUCGAUCUGACACAGCAGGAUUCAUGGGUGAGGGACGACAUCGGAGGUGUCAUUCUGAGCAACUACGCGCAUGGAGAAAACCGAGUGCUUCAUUGUGGACACUUCAGGAAUCCGAAGAAUGA
Penicillium concentricum is the source of this 417-nucleotide messenger RNA. RefSeq lists its product as uncharacterized. Bases 1 to 417 code for a protein of 138 amino acids. NCBI's taxonomy places the organism in Eukaryota, Fungi, Ascomycota, Eurotiomycetes, Eurotiales, Aspergillaceae. The record is from RefSeq and is a predicted model, not a curated record. The transcript has a single exon.